CCCAAUAGGGUUUCAACCACCUAAUACAGAUACUAAACCCUAUUCCACCACUACCGCCUGUCCGCCUUGUUUCAGCACCACCACCGCUGUCUUGGCCCUCGGCACCAUCUGUUCCGUUCAUAUCAUAUCAUCUCAAAACGUACAAUGGGCAAAGUCUCAAAGGCCGAUAAGAAGAUCGCUUACGACCAGAAGCUUUGCCAGCUUCUUGAUGACUACACCCAGGUCCUUGUGGCGGCUGCUGAUAAUGUUGGUUCCAACCAGCUCCAGAACAUUCGUCAGGGGUUGAGAGGUGAUUCGGUUAUUCUGAUGGGGAAGAAUACCAUGAUGAAGAGGUCUAUUAGGAUGCACUCUGACAAGACUGGGAAUAAGGCUUAUUUGAACUUGAUUCCGCUGCUUGUUGGAAAUGUUGGUCUGAUCUUCACAAAGGGUGACUUGAAGGAAGUUCGUGAGGAAGUUGCUAAGUACAAGGUUGGAGCUCCGGCUCGUGUCGGUCUUGUCGCCCCAGUUGAUGUCGUUGUUCCCCCUGGCAACACUGGUCUCGAUCCGUCUCAGACCUCCUUUUUCCAGGUUCUUAACAUUCCCACCAAGAUUAACAAGGGUACCGUCGAAAUUAUCACCCCCGUGGAGCUCAUCAAGAAGGGUGACAAAGUGGGUUCAUCCGAGGCUGCUCUUCUCGCCAAACUUGGCAUCAGGCCAUUCUCGUACGGUCUAGUCGUUCUAACCGUGUACGACAACGGUUCAGUCUUCAGCCCGGAGGUGCUUGACCUGACCGAAGAUGACCUGAUUGAGAAGUUUGCUUUGGGUGUGUCCAUGGUCACUUCUUUGGCCUUAGCUAUCCACUACCCAACCAUCGCUGCUGCACCGCACAUGUUGAUCAAUGGUUACAAGAACUUGUUGGCUGUUGCAGUCGAGACCGAAUACUCUUUCCCAUUGGCCGACAAAGUGAAAGAAUACUUGGCUGAUCCAAGUAAGUUUGCUGUGGCGGCACCGGUUGCUGAGGCUGCUCCAGUUGCGGCUGCUGCAACUGCGGAAACGAAGAAGGAAGAGCCGAAAGAGGAGGAAUCUGAUGAUGAAGACUUUGGUAUCAGCUUGUUUGAUUAAAUGAUUUUAUGGGAUCUUUUUAUCGCCUUGAGACAUUUUGCUUAGUGUUCUUUUGAGAAGUUUGGUUGUUUUUAUUUUGUUUUGUUUUGGAACAAUACUUCUUCCGUCUUGUUGUUUGGAUAUGGAUAUUUGCUUUUGAGAAGCUAAGUUAGUGUUAUGUUAAUUUAGUUUGAUCUAUUA
Helianthus annuus (common sunflower) is the source of this 1281-nucleotide messenger RNA. RefSeq names its product 60S acidic ribosomal protein P0. Gene Ontology annotation, molecular function: structural constituent of ribosome; large ribosomal subunit rRNA binding. Lineage: Eukaryota; Viridiplantae; Streptophyta; Magnoliopsida; Asterales; Asteraceae. Gene Ontology annotation, cellular component: cytosolic large ribosomal subunit. Bases 145 to 1101 code for a protein of 318 amino acids. The record is from RefSeq and is a predicted model, not a curated record. Gene Ontology annotation, biological process: ribosomal large subunit assembly; cytoplasmic translation; ribosome biogenesis. The transcript has 4 exons.